AUGAUGCAGGAUGAAUACUACAUGACAGCUCCCCCUCCCUUCCCUGCGCUCCCGUGCCUGGUCCUGGUCCCGGCUGUGUGGGAGCAGGACGCAGAGAAUCGGUCCUAUAUUAAAGUGUUAAAUUUACCAUUUGUCCCAGAAAUGGCACCAGUAGAGGUUAGGGCUCUUCAAAGCCUUCCAACUACCAAGAUGGAGAUGAUGAAAGCAGCUAAAGCCUUGGUCGAGAAAGCUAUCAAGAUGCACAAAGUGUUUUCAGUGCAAGGGCAUUAUCCUGUCAUCCGUGCUGGGCUACGUGCCAGAGGGUGGGUGGAACGUUAUUUACCCAAUGCAGGCAACAGAGUGUCUUCUCGCCAGAGUGAUAAAGACAAGGAUGACGAUGAUGGCAACACCGAAGCAAAUAACAGUGGUAGGAUUAGAGAGAGGGGGGAUACCGGAGAGGAGGACGAACUUGACCAAAUGUACAGCUUCAUGUCCCAUCUCGUCCGAAAUGAGAAGACUUAUUUCUACUGGAGUGGACGUUUCGAUUCCGACCAUUUUCGCUCCCUAACACCGAACCAACUGAUCAAUCACUAUGCAAAUACUGGAAAUUUUACCACCAAGGUGGGCCUCUGUGUGAACCUGCGUAACCUUAAGUGGUAUGACACUGCAGAUCCCGACGCCUUCUUUCCGAGAUGUUACAGGCUCGGGGCUAAGGAUGAGAGACAUGCAUUCAUUGAUGACUUCAGGAGGACAGCGUGCUGCAGUCUGAUAAAGCACGUGGUCGAGACAAACAAGAAACAAGAAACAACAAACCAACAAACCAAAGAUGAGGGAAACACUCAAAACGUCUCUCCAGGUAUCAGUCCAGGAGUGAUCAAGACAGCCUUGCAGAGGUGUCAGGAGUAUCUGAGUUCUCUCGAGCACUGUGACAUUGAUGUGACUGUGGAAACGCUCCCAUUUGUGGAGGAUAAUCAGUGGAAUCAAUUUCUGCAGAAGUAUUACAUGGUAGUGCAUGACGGGGCAUCGAUCAUGAGAAGUGCUGAUUUUGUGAGCCGUUGCCAAGACAUGUUGGUCCAAUUGAAGGAAGUCUGCCCUCAGCUGGAGAUAGAUGGAUUCAAUAACAUCUGGAUUAUCAAACCGGGGGCAAUGUCAAGAGGAAGAGGUAUUGUUUGUAUGAAUCGCUUGGAUCAGAUUUUAGCACUGGUGGAGUCAGACACAGUCGUAGCAAACGAUAGCAAGUGGGUGGUUCAGAAGUACCUGGAACAACCUCUGCUGAUCAAAGGAACCAAAUUUGACCUGCGUCAGUGGUUUCUCGUCACUGACUGGAACCCUUUGACGGUUUGGUUCUACAAAGACUGCUACCUGAGGUUCUCCACUCAGCCAUACUCCACCAAAAGACUGGAUAGCUCCGUCCACCUGUGCAACAACUCCAUCCAGAAGCACCUCCAGCCAUCACGCGAGCGCCACCCGGGCUUGCCCAGGGACAACAUAUGGUCUAGCUCCGACUUGAAGGCUUUUUUGCAUCAGCAGGGCCAAGGGGCAAAAUGGGAGAGUGUGGUGGUCCCGGGUAUGCAGCAAGCUGUGGUCCAUGUCUUGCAGACAGCCCAAGACCAGGUGAAGCACCGCAAGGCGGCCUUUGAGUUGUACGGCGCCGAUUUCAUGUUGGGAAAUGACAUGAAGCCUUGGCUUCUUGAAGUCAACACCAAUCCCACCAUGGCCUGCUCCAGCGUUGUCACAGCUCGGCUCUGCCCAGCCGUUCAGAUGGACACACUGAAAGUGGUCCUGGACAGACGAAAAAACCCCAACGCCUUCACCGGAGGCUUCCAUUUGAUUUACAAACAGCCUAGAGUCAACCCCCCGCCGUUUGUUGGACUGAGACUGAUAGUGGAGGGAAACCACAUCAAGACACCGAACUCUACCAAGUGCAAACAAAGGCCUCCACAGACCCAAUUUUCUCCCGAGGAUAAAGAAAAGACGACUAAACGUCAAGCAAAACCAUGCCGGAAGAUACAUGUGCGCAGGCCUCCACCAGAAAAGAAGUCGAAGACGCCUCCAAGGAGGGAAGAAGAAAGAACAGUGGUUCAGAAUGAAAGAACAGUGGUUCAGAAUGAAAGAACAGUGGUUCAGAAUGAAAGAAUAGUGGUUCACAAUGAAAGAACAGUGGUUCCCAAUGCCAUCGGGAUAUCAGGAGAACAAGUGGUGGAGAACCACAAUGAACCCAGUAGGACAACCCAAUGUUUGGUUGUGAGUGGUGAUAGCAGUGUAGCUCCAGUUGCUCAAAGGAGACCCUCCUUUUCGCGCACCCCCAAAUCUUGCAGUGUUUCACAUGUCUCUAAAACUUCAAUUAAACCAAACCCUAGAGAGCACGUGUGGAGGUCAAUCCUUCCCGGGACUUCUUUUUUUCCGAGGCCCUUGCUGUGUCUCACAAGCAUGCAGCCAAAUAUUCUGCCAAGCUAUCGAAAACGUUCUAUGGUGACCUUUCAACAUGAGGCGAAUUAUAGAUUCCACAAGCAGCGUUAUAUUGAAACUAUGUCGAGAUAUGUUAAGUGA
Messenger RNA from Nerophis lumbriciformis (worm pipefish), 2529 nucleotides. The record is from RefSeq and is a predicted model, not a curated record. NCBI's taxonomy places the organism in Eukaryota, Metazoa, Chordata, Actinopteri, Syngnathiformes, Syngnathidae.